AAAACAUCAUCGCGCGUGUGUAUCGCUCGCUCAGACCGGCCGCGAGUGCUCAUGUAAUCAGUGUUUAGUUUUCUGUACCUGGUGAAGAAAAAUCGCAAUAAAUUGCAGUAAAACCAUGAACAGAAUUCGAAGUCUGGUGCUGGCGCGGCACUACCACCGGUUGGCAUCGUUUCGCAGCGCGACAGCAUCGGUGCUUCGGUUACGAAGCGCCGUGGAGGAUCGUCCGACGUUCUGUGCGAAUGUACCGUCGACGGUGAUGGUGGCGCCGGCGAUUCCGCCCGUCCUCCGUUGCUCCUUCGCCUCCCAAGCUAAUCCUCGCUUCCGGAAAGCCGGUAAGGCCCCGGUGGCAAACCCACUGGACGAGCUGAAGGCGGAAGCGCUCGCGUUCGGACGGAUUCACGCGGAACGCCUGAAUCAGAUCCUCCAGAAACCGGAUGACAUCCCGGCGGAGGCGUACGGCUUCCUGCUGGGAUGCUGUGGACGACUGCUGCUGGACCAGCCGGUCGAGACGCGGAUGAAGCUCUUUCGGAGCCUUUGGUUCAUGGCCAAUCAAGACGGGAAGGAGAUACCGCUAGAUCGGUGGAAGAUUUUGCUGGGGGUGUACCGUGAGAAUGGGGUAGAUUUGGCGGAUGAGGGAGGAGUGAAGACGUUUUUGGCGGGGGUUGCAGCUGAGAAGGAUCAAGAGUUUUACGAGCUUUUGUUGGCGGUGGUUUGCGAGCGAGGAGAUACCCAGAAGGUGUUGGAAGUGAUGGAACUGCUGAAGGAGCGUGGGACGGGGCUGAAUGCGAGGAUUGCGGCCAAUUUGGUGAGAGGACAUUCAAAGGCCGGAGAUAUGGAAGCGGUGCGGACCGUGUUGGAUACGAUGAGUGCGGGAAAUGUCGCUCCGGAUGGGAGAGUCUAUGGGGAGUUGGUCGUUGGACGGCUUAGAAAUGACCAGAUGGAAGAGGCGGUGAAACUGAUUGCGGAGAAGGGAAGACUGCUGAACGAGAAUCACGUUAUUGAGGCCCUGAAAGAGGCGCUGGUAAAGGAUCGGAAUGAUGUCGUAAAGCUUCUAGUGAGACUACUUCCGGAAGCAGUUGUUCAGGAUUCUAGUAUAGAUCCCCUCAUCCGGAACCUAUCUUCAGAGUUGUAUCGAGAAGGAAGGUAUGAGUCGGUUAGGACAUUACUGGGAGAACUUCCUGUUCCCGUAUUCAGUUUGAAUGAAAACUACGACAACUACGCGGUUUCAUUGAUAUUUGAGCUGGUCAAGAAUGAAGCGCCGUUAGAAGAGAUUGUCCUGCUGACCGACUUCCUGGUCCGAACGAAGCGAAACGAACGGGCCCUGCAUGUGGCGUGCGAAUGUGCAGCCAAACACAGCAUUGGCAUUUAUCCGGAACUGUUGAAAUUGCUGAAGAAGCAGGAAGAUUUGCGACCGCACUACUUUUGGCCGUUGAUCGUUCAGCACUUUGCUCAAAGCGGAGAGGCCGGAGUCAUGGACGUCUUGAAGCUGAUGCAGCGCCUUAAAACCGAAAUGGAUGCGGAGACUAUCUCGGUUUUCGUUCUUCCGAAGUUGGCCAUCUCGCUGAAGGACGUCCGGACGGCGUUGAAGCAAUUCGAGGACCGCGGCGUCAAAAUGUCCGUCCUGAUGACUCCAUUCGUGUCUCAUUUGCUGUAUCAGAAUCGGUUCCAAGACGCGAUCAAUGUCGUCAAGCUUUACUCUUCCAAGGUGGAUACUGAAGCGCUGAUCUAUCCACUGGUUCUGCAAACGACGAUCAACAAAUCCACGGAGCAUUUCCAAACUAUGGCGAGCGUUAUCCGUCAGUUCAGGGACAAGGCUCAGAACCCGAAGCAUGACCUGGCUGGGCAACUUCUCAUGGAACUGAUCAGCAAUAGGAAAUCCAAACACGAUGCUUCAUCCAUCAGGUCCCUUCUCCAGGAGUUCUCAACCCAUCAGAUCCGGAUCAGCCGAAUGAGCGCCAGCGUGCUGAAGAAUCACUUCCAAAAGGCCCGUCAGCUGGACACCGCCAUGGAUAAGCUGAUCAAUACCCUAGUAGACGAUAAGCUGACCAUCCCCUCCAAGGAAGUGUUCGACUCAAUCAUCGUCCACCCGCGAGACAUGACCUACGAAGAGCUGGAAUGCCACCUAGGCGAACUAGAAGAAAAGAAGCUCAACUCCCGGGGUGUUCUCCGCCGCCUGUUGCAGGUUUGCGUCCGCGAGAAUCGUCUGGACCGAGCCGCCGAAAUCAAACGGAAGUGCGACGAAGCCAAAGUCGAACUCAGCUCCGGAAUGUUGGCUUCCGUGUUCGACCUGCACAUUAAACGAAAGAACGUGGACGAAGCUGGAAAUACCCUCGAUCACAUCAGAACCAUCUUUCCGGGUUUCCUCCUGGACGAACACAAGGUCAUCGACUUUGCCGCUCUGCUAGCCGAAAAAGGUUUCCCCACGUCGGCUCAGAAUGUCCUAAAACAACGGGCCUCGUCCGGACAGCUUCGACCAGGAAAUUCCAACAAAAACAUCUGGAACCUCCUGACCAACACUGCCCAUUGGGCGGCCCAGCACGACCCCACAUCCCCCCAAAACCACGCCAGCGAAAUGCUCAACUUCCUGGUCGAACUCGGUUACUGCACCUACGACAACGCCCUCCUGGGCCCCGUCAUCCGCGAAUACCUCCUGAAAAACCAAAUCCUCAACGCCGUCGCCGAGUACAAACGUAUCGCCACCGAAAAACGCCGCACCCCGCUCCAGCUGGAAAUCCUCACCACCCUGGUCCGCCUCACCAACUCCAACGAUCCGGAAAUCCCCCCGGACCAAGCCAAAUCCCUCCUCGCCGAAAUGAUCCAGAUCGGAUCGCGGAUCCACGGUCCCAUCAACACCAACAACGCCCUGAUCGUGGCCCUGGCCGAGGCCGGAACCGAACCGCAACUCCGGCGGAUCCUCAUCAAUCCGGAAACGCGCGUCAACCACGAGUACAUCCUCACCCAGUGCGAGUUCCUGGUCAACGCCGGAAAACUGGACGUGGUGCUUUCUGAUUGGAAGCGGCUCCGCUCUAGUGUCAACAUUCUCGGACAGUCGGACCGCGAUGAAUUCAGUUCAUCGGUGUACUCGUCUAUUAAGGACUGA
This is a messenger RNA of Aedes albopictus (Asian tiger mosquito), 3100 nucleotides long. It is a transcript of the gene Lrpprc2, whose product is annotated as leucine-rich PPR motif-containing protein, mitochondrial. Gene Ontology annotation, cellular component: mitochondrion; nucleus. Gene Ontology annotation, biological process: regulation of mitochondrial translation. The record is from RefSeq and is a predicted model, not a curated record. Bases 116 to 3100 code for a protein of 994 amino acids. Lineage: Eukaryota; Metazoa; Arthropoda; Insecta; Diptera; Culicidae. The transcript is spliced from 3 exons. Gene Ontology annotation, molecular function: protein binding; mRNA 3'-UTR binding.